This is a messenger RNA of Vigna radiata var. radiata (mung bean), 1257 nucleotides long. RefSeq lists its product as uncharacterized. The record is from RefSeq and is a predicted model, not a curated record. Lineage: Eukaryota; Viridiplantae; Streptophyta; Magnoliopsida; Fabales; Fabaceae. The coding region runs from base 144 to 1115 and encodes 323 amino acids. The transcript has 7 exons.
AACAUAUUUGUUAACUGUUAUCACUUCUGUCUCUUCUAACUCCAUAAAGUUUUACUAGAUCCACCUUUCACUUGGCUAGUUUCUCCCACUUUCAUUUUUGACAUUGCUGACCCCAUUUCUGUCUCAAACUCACGUCAAGGACCAUGGCGGGACUAACAUUACUGUUAGAUCUAUGGAAGAAAAACCAAAGCUGUAACACGGAACGGACCUACCAAUCUUCCUUAUUUUCUGCAUCUGCUACUGUUGCAUCUUUUGCUGCGGCCACAUCUUUUCCCUCAAAGGACUUCUUUGGUUUCAGGCCAACAGUUGCUCAUUGUGAUGCCGGAGCAAUAAUUUCUGAAGAUCGCAUUCCUAAUAUGGGAAAUCUGGGAGGAAAAUAUUUCUACCAUGACUCCCUAAAAUAUAAUACCAAGCACUACAAAAUUGAGCUGAAACCUUUAUUUUCUGCUUUGGAAUGGAAAUCAUUUUCAAUCAUUACAUUGAGAUCAUUUCUGAUGUUCUAUUUGCCUCUUAUGGAGUCUCAUGCAAAGAUGGAACAAGAUGAUGUUGAGUUUCUACGGGACAAACAUGACCAUGAUGGCAAUUUGAGUGUUCCAUUCAAAAAGUCACUGUUUCAAAUCAUUCGUGAGGUCACUGUGGUGACAACCAGACGCAUUUUAGAAAGAGUGACUGUACACUAUGUUUCAAGAAGAAUGGCGUGGAAACUACUUAAAGAUGUUCCCCAGUCAGCUGCUCGCAAGGCUGGAAGGAAAAUGCCUACUUUAGUAUACAUCUGCUCUGUGAGCAAAACAACUUUCAGAGGGUAUAUGCUUGGAGUUUCAGCAUCGUGGCUUGUCCAAGUAGGCAUUGGAUUAUUUCAGUUCUUUAAGUCGAAGUCAAAGAAUGAAAAUUUGAGCAAUGAUGUGAGAAUUAGGGUUCUUAGACAGAAGGUUUUCCUAGCUACAGUUAGAUGCAAUGCAUCUCUAAUUUUUGCCUCAAUUGGAGCAGGGAUUGGUGCUUCUGUUAUUCGUCCUUCACUUGGCCAAUGGGUUGGUUGUGCUAUCGGUGAUUUGGUUGGUCCAGUUAUUGUAGCUGUUUGUGCUGACAAAGUUCUUCACUUGAACUUGAACCUAUAAAGUUACAAAUUGUUUUUCUAUUUUAAAUAAGAGUGACUUAUUAUGUAUUUACUUGUCAUUCUGAUUUAAACAAUUCCAAAUAGUUGCUAUUAACUUGUCAACGCAUAGAAUUUUCUUGCAUUAAAUCAGAUAUUACUAUUGA